AUGGACGCCGUAGGCCUCUGCUGCUGCAGCUGCAAGCAGCAGCAGCAGCAGCAGCAGCAGCAGCAGCGCCGGCAGUUGCUGCCACGAGCAGCAGCAGCAGCAAAACCUGCUGCAGCAACAGCUCUCGAAUGGCGACUGCUGCGCGCCCUUUUCCUUUUCACAGCUCAUCAUUUUAGCUGCAGUUUUUCAAACGAAACAGUAAACAGCCAAAUGAGGGCAGCAGCAACAGCAACAGCAGCAGCAGCAACAGCAGCAGCAGCAGCAGCAACAGCAGCAGCAACAGCACAACAAUCCCGAAAUACAGCAGCAGCAGCAGCGGCAGUAGCAGCAGCAGCGGCAGCGGGAGCUGUAGCAGCAGCAGCCUCGGCGAGAGCAGCAGCAGCAGCAGCGGCGGAAGCAGCAGCAGCAGCAACAGCGGGAGCAGCAGCAGCAGCGCCUCCGGCAGACAAGCUGCCGCAGCAGCGUAGAAUCGCUAGUGCUUCAGCAGCGCUCUCAGCAGCAGCACCGGCAGGGGCAACUGCAGCAGAGGCAGCAGCAGCAGCAGCAGCAGCAGCAACAGCAGCAGCAGCAGCAGCAACAGCAGCAGCAGCAGCAGCAGCAGCGCCGACGAUGAGUGAAUAUCUGGAUUUCUUUCGGGCGGAAGUUUUGGGGCGGAAUGGAGUCGGUGGGGCCUCGACGAAGCAGCAGGUGAGGCAAAAUAGGCAGCGACAGCAGCAGCAGCAGCAGCAGCAGCAGCAGCAGCAACAGCAGCAGCAGCAGCAGCAGCAGCGGGAUGAAAGUACAGAGAGAGAACCAGAGACCUCAGAAGACACACAAAGAUGGGCAGUGGAGGCCCUGGGCCGCGUGGGACUGCUGUGCGAAGUGCUGGGCUCCAGCAGCACGCGGCUGCUGCUGCUGCCGCUGCUGGCGGAGCUGCAGCAGCAAGUUGGCUGCUGCGACGAGCUGCUGUCGCUCUUUGCUGUGCAGUGGAGAGCAGCAGCAGACACAGCAGCAGCAGAUGCAGCAGCAACUGAACAAGAGCUCAGGGAUUCCCUUUGCUGCUGCGCCGACGCCCUCGCCCAGCUCGCAGCAGCAGAAGAGAAAUGCGUCCGAAACGAGGCGGUGACUUCACUUUUGUCUUUGUUGGAUUUGCUGAGGACUCCGUCUCGAGAAAUAUUAGCGAGAGAAAAGUUGCUGCCGCUUGCUGUGUCUUUAGCAGCAAACGAGAGCUGCCUGUUUGGCCGCUGCGCUGCAGCGCGGCUGCUGCCGCGGCUGCUGCGCUUUGCUGCUGCUGCUGCUGCUGCUGCUGCUGCAGCGCCGCAGCCCGCGGAUGGGCCGCUGGUCAAGCGGGAGGUGCAGCACGAGGGGCCGGCAGCAGCGGACAGCGCGCCCUCGCCGGCUGCUGCUGCUGCUUCUGCUGCUCCUGCUGCAGCAGCCGCUGCUGCCCCUGCUGCUGCUGCUGCUCCUGCUGCUGCUGCUGCUGCAACUGAAGACCCAGCCGGGCCCACCACAGCCAAACAAAUUCUGCUGCUGUUCGAGGGCCUCUGUGCUGACGAGUCUUUGUUGGUUCGCCGCGAGGCGCUGCAGCAGCUGCCAGCUCUUGUGCACGGCGCGCGGGAAGCAGCAGCAGCAGCAGAAGAAGCAGCAGCAGCAGAAGCAGCAGCAGCAGCUGCGGCGCCUUCCGCCGCGGCGUCAGCUUCUGCCUCGGAUUCUGCUGCAGCUGCUGCUGCUGCUGCUGCUGCUGCUGACGAGGUGGCAACGGCCGCGCUUCGCAUCCUUCGAGAGGCCUUGGGAGAGACUUCUGACUACGUGCGAGCUGCUGCAGCAGAGGCGGCGCUGUCUUUGGCAGCAGCUUGGCCUUCGCUGUUUGGGGCCUCAGGGUCCCCAGGUUCCGUCGCCAGCAGCAGCAGCAGCAGCAGCAGCAGCAGCGGCAGCAGCAGUGCGGCCGGCGGGUUGCCGCGGCCGCAGCAGCGCAGCAGCAGCCCGCGGGGGCCCCCAGCAGGCGCAGCAGAAGCAGCAGGGGGCCCCCAGCAGCAGGCAGAGCUGCUGCAGCUGGUGAGAGCAGCAGCAGGAGACCCCUCGUGGCGGGUGCGGGCUGUUGCUGCGCAGCAGCUUGCUGCAGUGGUGGCUAGCUGCCCCUGCUGCUUCCGGGAGCUGCAUGCAUCUUUUUGUUUGCUGCUGUCAGAUCCUGCUGCAGUUGAUGUGCGGCUGCCUGCUGUGGGGGCCCUCAGCAGCAUUGCUGCAGCACUUCCUGCUGAGGAAGUGGACUUGCUGCUGGGGCCCCUGGUGGCGCAGCUGCUGCCUGCUGCUGCGGGGGGGCCCCACAAGCAGCAGCAGCAGCAGCAGCAGCAGCAGCAGCAGCAGCAGCAGCAGGCCCCCGGGCUCUCCCUCCUCGACCCUGCUGCAGCAACUGGCUCGGCCCCCUUCGCUCAAGCUGCUGCUGUUGAUGCUGCUGUUAGUGCUGCUCUCACAGUUAUGCAGCGAGCUUCCCCACAAGCAGCAAAUGCCAUUCUCAAGGAAGUGCUGCUCACGCUGCAGCAGGGAGACAACGCCGUCGCUCUCAGGUCAGCAGCAGCAGCAGCAGCAGCAGCAGCAGCAGCUGCAGCAGCAGCAGCAGCUGCAGCAGCAGCAGCAGCUGCAGCAGCAGCAGCAGCAGCUGCAGCAGCAGCAGCAGCAGCAGCUGCAGCAGCAGCUGCAGCAGCAGCUGCUGCUGCUGCAGCACAGGGGCGACGCAAGCAGCCGCGCUUCGCAGACGGGGCAGGCGCUUUGGGGGCAGCAGCAGAUCUUUUGCUUCGAGUCGUUGCGAAGCGUCUGCAGGACUUCUGCCGGCUGUGCCACCGGCGUGACCGAGCGCUCAGCAGCAGCAGCAGCUGCUGCAGCAGCGGCAGCAGCGGCGGCAGCAGCCGGAGCAGCAACAGCAGCAGCAGCGUGAGCAGCGGCAACAGCAGGAGCGGCAGCAGCAGCAGCAGCAGCGCCCCCUCUCCUGAAGCCACGCAGCUAGUUGAGGCCCUCUGCAGAUUCUGGAAGCAAGGGGACCAAACUGGGGACUGGCGGCUGCGGCUGGCCCUGGUGGAGCAGAUGCCUGCAGCAGCUGAGGCCCUGGGCCCCGAAGUGUUUCUAAUGUCCUUUUCAAAACUUUUUCUGGAUUCGUUUUUCGACAGAAUUCACCAAGUGCGCCAGGCUGCCAUUUGCGCAUGCAAGGACUUGAUAGGGGUGUUGGGCCCCCGGUGGGCCGUGGACUCGCUGCUGCCGCGGCUGGCCAUUUGCUUCAGCAAGGCGGGGGCCCCCAGGGGCCCCCGGGCCUCCUUUGACGCUGUGGGGGGAGAGACUGCAGCGCCGCUUGCUACUUCUUACCUGCAGCGAAUUGUAGUGCAGCACGCCCUCCCAAAACUCGCAGGAGCCCUUCCCCCCGAGUUGGCUGUGGGGCGCGUCGCCCCGCUGCUUAUUGAGGGAUUGCAGGACCCAGUCCCCAACGUGAGGCUGACUGCUGCUGAGAUGCUGCGCAUCAUAGCCAAGGAGAAGACGCUGCCUGCUGCGGCCCUCGCAGGGCCUUUGGAGAUUCUGUCGGCAGAUGAAGAUGUGGAUGUUCGCUUUUCUGCGGAGUUGGCGCUGGAAGCCUGCAGGGCUUCUUCAGCUGCUGUUGCUGCUUCUCGGGGGGCCCUUGACCCAGUCCCCAACGUGAGGCUGACUGCUGCUGAGAUGCUGCGCAUCAUAGCCAAGGAGAAGACGCUGCCUGCUGCGGCCCUCGCAGGGCCUUUGGAGAUUCUGUCGGCAGAUGAAGAUGUGGAUGUUCGCUUUUCUGCGGAGUUGGCGCUGGAAGCCUGCAGGGCUUCUUCAGCUGCUGUUGCUGCUUCUCGGGGGGCCCUUGUGUAG
This is a messenger RNA of Eimeria necatrix, 3852 nucleotides long. RefSeq names its product HEAT repeat containing protein, putative. The record is from RefSeq and is a predicted model, not a curated record. NCBI's taxonomy places the organism in Eukaryota, Apicomplexa, Conoidasida, Eucoccidiorida, Eimeriidae. Gene Ontology annotation, biological process: protein dephosphorylation. The coding region runs from base 1 to 3852 and encodes 1283 amino acids. Gene Ontology annotation, molecular function: protein phosphatase regulator activity; protein binding. Gene Ontology annotation, cellular component: cytoplasm; protein phosphatase type 2A complex. The transcript has 14 exons.